Prunus persica (peach) is the source of this 1496-nucleotide messenger RNA. RefSeq names its product mavicyanin. Bases 698 to 1219 code for a protein of 173 amino acids. Gene Ontology annotation, cellular component: plasma membrane. NCBI's taxonomy places the organism in Eukaryota, Viridiplantae, Streptophyta, Magnoliopsida, Rosales, Rosaceae. The record is from RefSeq and is a predicted model, not a curated record. The transcript is spliced from 2 exons. Gene Ontology annotation, molecular function: electron transfer activity.
UAUAAUAGUGGAGCCCACCUCCAUUAGAUGAUGCUUGCCUAUAAAUAAGGCAUCCCCCUUACUUGUAACAUACACACAUGAGAUUGAUAAUACUAAGUGAGGAACCAAUUCAAGGGUUUUCUCUACUUCUAAAUUCUCUCUCAAAUUCCUUGGUUUUGUAACAAGGAUCAAGUUUUUGCUAUUUUUGAUAAAUUCUCAAUUUCCAACAACCUAAGUGACCCUACACUAUUUUUAAUUUAUAAUUUGGUUUUGAUUUCUUGGAUGGUUUUUUCGGUAUUAUCCCUCUUAGAAAAAGGAUUUUUUUUUUUUUUUUUUUUUUGUCGGGCAGUUUCAGAAAUUGAUUGGUGGGAUGAUUUUGGUAUUCCAAUUCAAAUGGCAGGCCACGUGUAAAUUCGUGGAAGUUUACUGGUCACACAAAGAAUCCAAUUUUUUUGAAUAGCUCCAACAAAGUUGAUCUUCUAAUUCUAAAAGGGUAUGCAUCGUUUGUUUAUUAUCUUGUAACUUAACUCUCAAAUCCAUUCGUAUCAUUCGGCAGCAGGCAAUGCCGUCCGUUGGCAGUGGCACACCCAAUGCUAGAAUUAAGACUACCAAAACACUAUAAAUUUGUCACCUUUUCCACUUAUUUUACCAACCAAAUCAAAACAACCACCUUCAUAGAAAGAAAAGAAAAGAAAAAACAUAACUAGUUCUAGUUGUGAUGGCCUCUUCCCAGCUCUUCAUCAUCUUUGCCAUUCUAGCAAUUUCUGCCCCUUCAAUUUUGGCAACAAAUUAUGUUGUCGGCGACGGCAAAGGUUGGACCAUUAACUUCGACUACCAAGCUUGGGCUCGGGGAAAGAUGUUUUAUGUUGGCGACAAUCUUGUUUUUAACUAUCCAAAAGGAGUCCACAAUGUGUUCAAAGUGAAUGGGACUGGAUUCCAGCAAUGUUCAGCUCCAUUAGACAGUGUGCCAUUAACCAGUGGACAUGAUGUGAUCAGCCUUGCAACCUCUGGAAGAAAAUGGUACAUUUGUGGUGUUGCCCAGCACUGUGCAAUGGGUGGCCAGAAGCUUCUUAUAACCGUGUUCCCAUCAUCGUUUGCUCCAAGCCCCAGCCCCACCUGGGAAAGCAGCAACCCUUCAUGGUCUGCUCCUGCCCCCAGCCCCACCUGGGGAAAGGAGGCAAAAGGCAAGCCAUCCUCGCUUGCUCCUGCCCCCAGCCCCACCUGGGGCUACACCGGCUAGAAGUGUCAACUUGGCGCAGGACAUGGGUGAUCGGCGUUAAGCUUCCUGCCCCCAGCCCCACCUGGGGCUACACCAGCUAGAAGUUUCAACUUGGAGCAGGACAUGGGUGAUCAGCGUUAAGCUUGGGCCGGAUUAGUGUCGUAAUUGUUUUUCAAUAACAGUGUGUUUGGGUAAUUCAUUUUCCAGUUAUUAAUAAGUGUGAGUUUUGCAAUCUGUUUGUGAUGCUACAAACGUUGGAUGAAUUGUUCUCCACAUCAUGUAAUAUUUGCAUCUAAUC